This is a messenger RNA of Symbiodinium sp. CCMP2456, 213 nucleotides long. The record is from the annotation of a GenBank genome assembly. Lineage: Eukaryota; Dinophyceae; Suessiales; Symbiodiniaceae.
GACUUGAAGCUCUGGGAGCGAGAGAAGUUUCUGCAAGGAGAGGAGCCUUUGGCCGUCUUCAGUGGUGACGAAGUCUUCCCGGAGUAUCAUCUCGAGGGUGUAUCGUUGGGAACAGACUACGUUCUGCAAGUGCGAUGCCACAACGAAGCCACUCUGACUCAAUGUUCGAAGUCUUUGCAUUGUUGGGGUGGGACUUUGUACCGUCAUGGCUGA